AUGCCAUUAGCAGCGAGGACCGUAGGAUCUCAGCUGCUAGUCGGUGCACACGUCAGUGCUGCGGGAGGCGUCCAAAAUACGAUUGCAAACUGCGUUCGCAUUGGUGGAAAUGCAUUCGCCCUGUUUCUCAAAUCGCAGAGGAAAUGGAACAAUCCUCCACUCUCGGAGGAACAUCUUAAGCUAUUCCAGGGAGCCUGCAAGACUCACAACAUCGAACCUUCCAAGACUGCUGUCCCCCAUGGAUCCUACUUGGUCAAUCUGGCGCAUACCGACGCAGAUCGCACGACUCAGGCAUACAAUUGCUUUCUUGACGAUCUUACCCGCUGCCACAAGCUUGGUAUCAAGCUGUACAACUUCCAUCCAGGCAAUAGCGCCAGCUCAACUCGAGAAGAAGCUAUCGCUCAUAUCGCCGGAAACCUGAACCGUGCCCAUGCCGAUGAGACAACAGGGUCCGUCAUUACUGUCCUGGAGACAAUGGCGACUUUGGGCAAUACGGUAGGUGGCACCUUUGAAGAUCUCGCCGCCAUCAUUGCCCUUAUCACAGACAAAUCCCGUGUUGGCAUUUGUAUCGAUACGUGCCACGUCUUUGCCGCGGGAUACGAUCUCCGAACUCUCGAGGCUUUUAAGGCGACUGUGGAGAAGUUUGAUCAAACCGUUGGUUUCAAGUACCUCAAGGCUCUCCACGUCAACGACUCCAAGGCUCCUUUUGCAAGCUAUCGGGACCUCCAUGCCAACAUUGGUACCGGUUUCCUCGGCCUGCGCGCUUUCCAUAAUCUCGUCAACGAGCCAAGACUCUGGGGACUCCCAAUGGUGCUGGAAACUCCGAUUGAGGUAGUCACUAGCGACGGCAAGAAGAGCGAAGACGAAGGUAUAUACGCCCGCGAAAUCAAGCUCCUGGAGAGUCUUGUGGGAAUGGACGUUGAAUCAAAGGAAUUUCUGGACUUGGAAAAGAAUCUCCAUGCUCAAGGGGCGAAGGAGAGAGAAAGAGUGCAGGACCAAGUCACUAGGAAGGACAAGGCAGUGAAGGAAGGCAAGAAGGGCAAGGGAAAGGGGAAGAAGUCUAAAAAUAACGAGGCUAAUGACGAAGAGGAUUUGAGCGAGUCUGGAUGA
Mytilinidion resinicola is the source of this 1110-nucleotide messenger RNA. Its product is annotated as DNA-lyase. NCBI's taxonomy places the organism in Eukaryota, Fungi, Ascomycota, Dothideomycetes, Mytilinidiales, Mytilinidiaceae. Gene Ontology annotation, cellular component: mitochondrion; nucleus. Gene Ontology annotation, molecular function: DNA-(apurinic or apyrimidinic site) endonuclease activity; DNA binding; phosphoric diester hydrolase activity. Bases 1 to 1110 code for a protein of 369 amino acids. The record is from RefSeq and is a predicted model, not a curated record. The transcript is spliced from 3 exons. Gene Ontology annotation, biological process: base-excision repair.